This is a messenger RNA of Odobenus rosmarus divergens (Pacific walrus), 4498 nucleotides long. RefSeq names its product tetratricopeptide repeat domain 17 (gene TTC17). Gene Ontology annotation, molecular function: protein binding. Gene Ontology annotation, biological process: cilium organization; actin filament polymerization. The record is from RefSeq and is a predicted model, not a curated record. The coding region runs from base 12 to 3437 and encodes 1141 amino acids. NCBI's taxonomy places the organism in Eukaryota, Metazoa, Chordata, Mammalia, Carnivora, Odobenidae. Gene Ontology annotation, cellular component: cytoplasm; actin cytoskeleton. The transcript is spliced from 24 exons.
GGGGGGGCAAGAUGGCGGCGGCAGUAGGGGUCCGCGGCCGGUGCGAGCUGCCGCCGUGCUCCGGCCCAGGCUGGCUCCUCAGCCUUUCCGCCUUGCUGAGUGUGGCGGCUCGAGGGGCCUUCGCCACCACGCACUGGGUCGUCACGGAGGACGGGAAGAUCCAGCAGCAGGUGGAUUCACCAAUGAACUUGAAGCAUCCCCAUGACUUAGUCAUAUUAAUGAGACAAGAAACAACAGUUAACUACCUCAAAGAAUUGGAGAAGCAAUUAGUUGCUCAAAAAAUUCAUAUAGAAGAGAAUGAGGACAGAGAUACAGGACUGGAACAGAGACAUAAUAAAGAAGAUCCAGACUGCAUCAAAGCCAAAGUGCCCUUAGGGGACCUGGAUCUGUAUGAUGGCACAUACAUAACUUUGGAAAGCAAAGACAUCAGCCCUGAAGAUUAUAUAGACACAGAAUCUCCUGUCCCUCCAGACCCUGAGCAACCUGAUUGUACCAAAAUUCUAGAACUUCCAUAUAGUAUACAUGCUUUUCAACACCUGCGAGGUGUACAAGAGAGAGUUAAUCUUUCUGCACCUCUAUUACCUAAAGAAGAUCCAGUCUUCACAUAUUUAUCUAAACGACUAGGAAGAAGUAUAGAUGACAUAGGUCACCUCAUUCAUGAAGGCCUGCAGAAGAAUUCUUCCUCAUGGGUACUGUAUAACAUGGCUUCAUUUUAUUGGAGAAUAAAGAAUGAGCCGUAUCAGGUAGUGGAAUGUGCCAUGCGAGCACUUCACUUCUCUUCCAGGCACAAUAAAGACAUUGCCCUGGUCAACUUGGCAAAUGUUCUGCACAGAGCGCACUUCUCUGCAGAUGCUGCUGUUGUGGUCCACGCAGCUCUGGAUGACAGUGACUUCUUCACCAGCUAUUACACUUUGGGAAAUAUAUAUGCAAUGCUGGGGGAGUAUAACCACUCAGUGCUCUGUUAUGACCAUGCUUUGCAGGCCAAACCUGGGUUUGAGCAGGCUAUAAAGAGGAAGCAUGCUGUCCUUUGUCAGCAAAAACUUGAGCAGAAAUUGGAAGCCCAACAUAGAUCCCUCCAGCGAACACUGAAUGAGUUGAAAGAAUAUCAAAAACAGCAUGACCACUACCUGAGACAGCAGGAGAUCCUAGAAAAACAUAAGCUGAUUCAGGAGGAGCAAAUCUUAAGAAAUAUCAUCCAUGAGACACAGAUGGCAAAAGAGGCACAAUUAGGAAAUCAUCAGAUAUGCCGUCUAGUCAACCAGCAGCAUAGUUUACAUUGCCAGUGGGACCAACCUGUGCGCUACCAUCGUGGAGAUAUUUUUGAAAAUGUGGACUAUGUUCAGUUUGGUGAGGAUUCAUCAACCUCCAGUAUGAUGUCUGUGAAUUUUGAUGUUCAGGCAAAUCAGAGUGAUAUCAGUGAUUUGGUCAAGUCUUCUCCCAUAGCCCAUUCCAUUCUCUGGAUCUGGGGCAGGGAUUCUGAUGCAUUUAGGGACAAACAACAUAUUCUUUGGCCUAAAAGAGCAGAUUGUGCAGAAAGCUAUCCUAGAGUCCCUCUUGGUGGGGAAUUGCCAACGUAUUUUCUGCCUCCAGAAAACAAAGGACUCAGGAUCCACGAACUCAACAGUGAUGAUUAUUCUUCAGAAGAAGAGGCCCAAACCCCUGACUGUUCCAUAACUGACUUCAGAAAAAGCCAGACUCUGUCCUACUUAGUCAAAGAAUUAGAGGUCCGCAUGGAUCUGAAAGCCAAAAUGCCAGAUGACCAUGCACGAAAAAUUUUGCUUUCCCGUAUUAAUAACUAUACUAUCCCAGAAGAAGAAAUUGGGUCAUUCUUAUUUCACGCUAUUAAUAAGCCAAAUGCCCCCGUCUGGCUGAUACUCAAUGAAGCUGGACUCUACUGGAGAGCAGUAGGAAACAGCACUUUCGCUAUUGCUUGUCUUCAGAGGGCUUUGAAUUUGGCUCCACUUCAAUACCAGGACAUUCCUCUUGUGAACUUGGCCAACCUUUUGAUUCACUAUGGUCUCCAUCUUGAUGCCACUAAGCUGCUACUUCAAGCUUUGGCCAUCAAUAGCUCUGAGCCCCUGACCUUUUUGAGCCUGGGAAAUGCUUAUCUUGCUCUGAAGAAUAUCAGUGGGGCACUUGAGGCCUUUAGACAGGCUUUGAAAUUAACUACCAAAUGCCCAGAAUGUGAAAACAGCCUGAAGUUGAUACGCUGUAUGCAGUUUUAUCCUUUUCUAUACAACAUCACCUCUUCUGUUUGCAGUGGUACAGUGGUUGAGGAGAGCAAUGGUUCUGAUGAGAUGGAGAAUUCAGAUGAAACAAAAAUGUCUGAAGAGAUACUGGCUUUGGUGGACGAAUUUCAACAGGCAUGGCCCCUGGAUGGCUUUGGGGGAGCCCUGGAGAUGAAAGGGCGGCGUCUGGACUUGCAGGGGAUACGGGUGCUGAAGAAGGGUCCCCAGGAUGGAGUGGCCAGAAGCUCUUGCUACGGAGACUGCAGAAGUGAAGAUGAUGAAGCCACAGAAUGGAUCACAUUCCAGGUCAAACGUGUAAAGAAACCCAAAGGAGAUCAUAAGAAAACUCCUGGGAAAAAGGUAGAACAGAAUCAAGCAGAAAAUGUACAGCGUUACCAAGCAAACCUGGAGAUCACUGGCCCAAAGGUGGCAUCUCCUGGGCCACAAGGAAAAAAGCGUGACUACCAGAGUCUGGGAUGGCCCAGUCCAGACGAGUGCCUCAAACUCCGCUGGGUAGAGCUGACUGCCAUCGUGAGUACCUGGCUUGCAGUUUCUUCAAAAAACAUUGACAUCACAGAACACAUCGACUUUGCCACUCCAAUACAGCAACCAGCGAUGGAGCCUCUUUGCAACGGCAAUCUCCCCACGAGCAUGCACACCCUGGACCACUUGCAUGGGGUCUCCAACCGGGCCAGCCUUCACUACACGGGUGAGAGUCAGUUAACAGAGGUACUGCAGAAUCUUGGCAAAGACCAAUAUCCACAGCAGUCACUCGAACAAAUUGGCACACGAAUUGCCAAAGUUUUGGAAAAGAACCAGACAUCCUGGGUCCUUUCCAGCAUGGCAGCCCUCUACUGGAGAGUGAAAGGCCAAGGAAAGAAGGCCAUCGACUGCCUCCGCCAGGCCCUCCACUAUGCUCCACACCAGAUGAAGGACGUGCCCCUUAUCAGCCUGGCUAACAUCCUGCACAACGCCAAGCUCUGGAACGACGCCGUCAUAGUGGCUACCAUGGCCGUAGAGAUCGCGCCACACUUUGCUGUGAACCACUUCACGCUGGGCAACGUCUACGUGGCGAUGGAGGAGUUUGAGAAAGCCCUGGUGUGGUAUGAAUCGACGCUGAAGCUGCAGCCUGAGUUCGUUCCGGCCAAGAACCGAAUCCAGACCAUCCAGUGUCACUUAAUGCUAAAGAAGGGACGGCGCUCUCCUUAGUGCACCCUCCUCUCUCUCUCUCUCUCUCUCUUUCUGUCUUUCUCGCUCAUUUCUUGCUCUUCUCAUGCUCUUAAAAAAAAAGCAUAAGAAAAGAAACCAAUCAUUGUCAGUAUCUACUUUUAAUGAUGUGUGUGAAAAUAACUGAGUAAGACUUACAGCAGGACUUUUACGUAUGUGGGAAUCAGUUUGUCUUUGUUUUUAAGUCCCCCCUUUCCCCCAGCCAACCUCGGAAACACAAAUGUCUCAAAAGGAAAAUGCAGCAGAAAGAUACCGUGUAAAUACUGAGCCAAGACGUUUCUGGAGCUGUUCUCUGUCUCCAAAACCUCGAUGCCUUUAGGGCUUUUCUCAGUGGUCCAGCCGUCGUCCGCCUCCUCCUUGUUGGCGGAGGAUGAAACCGCGUCGCACAUUUUUUGCUUCCUGUCGCAGCCUCUGUUGUCAGUGGAAACGCAGAAGCCCUUCUGGUGCCAGUGAGGAGCAACGUCAUGCGCUCUCGCUGUGAGAUCCAUAUGCCGUCCCCUGUCGCGUCCGGUCCAUGCUGCUAUGUCACAAACCCUCGGAGGUAGUUUGCAGGGGAGCAAGGGGAAAUGAGUUUUAAAAACAAAAUAUUUACAACCACAAAAACUCUUAGGAUCACCUGACCUUUGUAAUGUUAUUUAUGUUGGGGAGGGAGGGGGGCGCCAAGAAGGGGAAAGCAGCAGUGUACAACCUCUAUAUCAUUUGUACUUUAAUUACAAAUCGCAAGGAAACCAAUAAGUUGAAAUCCUAUAUAACAGGUUUAUAUAUAUAGAAUAUGUAUAUUUGAAGCCCUCUACAGACUGAGUCUAUGUUUUACUAAUUCUUCGUUCACUGUGUUACCCAUCUUGGAAUAAGGUGUGAGUGUCAGCUCCCUCUCUCUGAGGCCUUCAAAUGUAGCUCCUCGGGAGAGAGCGAUGCGCCAAGGUUGAGUGUUUCCAUGCAAUGCUUUCACCUCUGGUCCCAGGAGAAUCAGAAACUCCAGACAUUUUGGAAUCUUCAAGGGCACAUACUGAGAACAAAAAUAAAAGUUGUUUAUGAGCAAAAUA